AUGGAGGGUCGUCGCCCGGCGACACUGGGCGUCUCAAUCACCUUCUUCAUCCUCGCCAGUAUCUUCGUCGCGCUCCGGUUCAUUUCGCGCAUAUUCGUGGUCAGGAAAAUUGGGUUACACGACUGGUUGAUGUUGGUCGCAUGGAUUAUCGAUUUUGGCUUUUCGUUUUCGCUCUUCUUCUCCGUGCAGAAAGGUCUCGGCCUCCAUUCGAAUCAGAUCAGACCGGAGGAUGAAAUCGCUUUUAACAAGGCCAACUAUGCGUUUACCGUUCUCUACAACCCGGCUUUAAUGGCCGUCAAAACCUCGAUCCUUGUCUUCUACCUGACCUUGACACGAAACCAGAAAGUCUUUCGAUGGGCGAACUUUGUCACCCUGGGAGUUGUAAAUGCUGCGGGCCUCGCAUUGACGUUUAUCAAUGUGUUCCAAUGUACUCCUCUCAACGCCGUGUUUCUUUCCGACGUCCCGCCCAACGCGCAUUGCACCGACAUUGUCACUUUGUACCUCUCUUCCUCCCCGGUAAAUAUUAUCACCGAUCUCGCCAUUCUCUUCCUUCCGAUGCCGCUCCUGACGAAAAUGCGCCUUCCCUUCAAACAAAAAGUCAUUUUGGUCAUCACUUUUUCCUUUGGCUUCUUCGUGGCCGUGGUCGAUGUUAUUCGAAUUGCUUUUCUCCAACGAGCUGCCAUUUCUCGCUCGCUUGAAGUCAAAUCUAUUCAUAUUCAGAAUUAUGGAGGGGUGGACUUCAGCUGGUACGCGUCACUCUCUUUCAUGUGGUCAGUUGUUGAAGUCAACGUCUCGAUAAUUUGCGGUUGCGUCCCAAGCCUCAAGCCUCUUGUGACUCGUCUUGUGCCGAAGUUGAUCAAAGGCACCAAUGAUACCUCUAAUGGCACGCAAAAUGGACCCUUUGCAAACGGAGAAACACCGAUUGCAGUGCCAUCGCCUGCUGCAGCACCAGGGGAUCUAGGACUGCCAUCGCCUUCCCCAACUGGGAGCGAAGCUAAAGCAACUCGCAACGGUAGCGUCUUUGCGCAUCGGCACAGCUCUCGCAGCUCCAAUGAACCAAUGGACAUAUUGGACUUCUUGGGUCAUCCUGAAACAGCAGCGACGCUAGACACAGAAGCAAAUACCAACACUAGCACAUCGUACCCGCCUGAUAUCACAUUCUUUGACUUUGUCAACAUGAAGAAUCCCGAAAGUAUGCUCAAGCUGAAUAAUCGAGAGUCAAUUGCUCCGAUUGCCUUGACUACACUCCUAUUCUUCCUUUGGGGCUUCGCAUAUGGAUUACUUGAUAUCCUGAAUACUCAAUUCCAGACUAUCGUGCACUUAGGACCAUGGUCGUCAUUGGGACUUCACGGUGCCUAUUUUGGUGGAUACUUACUUGGUCCUCUCUUGGUUGGUGGGCCUGUAUUGAGAACCUGGGGAUUCAAGUCCACUUUCAUGACCGGCCUGUGCAUCUAUGCCUGUGGAACACUAAUUUUUUGGCCAUCGGCUGUUCUCACAUCGACGCCUGCGUUCAUUACGUCGAAUUUUAUCGUCGGGUUUGGCCUGGCGGUCUUGGAAACAGCGGCGAAUCCGUUCAUUGCACUUUGUGGACCGCUUGAAAAUUCAGAGAUCCGACUUAAUAUUUCACAGGGUGUUCAAGCCAUUGGAAGUGUCUUAUCACCCCUUUUGGCCAAAAGAGUUCUCUUCAAAAACGUCCAAGAUGUUGCAUCUUUAGUCGAUGUACAAUGGGCUUAUCUCGGCAUCGCCCUAUUCGAUGUGCUGUUAGCAGUGGCAUUCUGCUAUCUGCCGGUCCCCGAAGCCUCGGAUGAAGAUCUGAAAGAAUUGGCAAACAGACGCCGAGAAGACAACAUGGCCAAGGUAGUCGGGAUCCCAGUCGUUUGGCUAACACUGGGCCUGGGCAUCUGGUCCCAAUUUUUCUACGUGGCUGGACAAGAAGUAUUUUCAACAACACUUGGACGCUUCGUCGAAGCAGUACACCCAGAUUCUUCUCUAACUCCUUUCGACUUCCUCACAAUCGGGCACAGCGUCUUUGCCGUCGGUCGCUUCCUCGCUGCCUUUGCGCAGUGGUUCCUUAAACCACGCUGGAUUCUCAUGGUCAACUAUAUCGGCAUGAUUGUCUGUGCCGUCCUCUGCAUGAAGUUAAACGGCUCAGCAGCAAUUGUCAUGGCAAUGCUAGUCUACCUCUUCGAAAGCGGUACAUUCAGCAUCAUAUUUGCCAUUUCAUUGCGCGGCACGGGCCAGCACACAAAAACAGCCGCUAUGAUGUUAUCCAUGGCAAUUAGCGGCGGAACCUUCUUCCCCUUCGCAAACUACGCAGCCUAUCUAAACAAAGGCGAAGCCUAUUCUUUCUGUGUCCUCGUGGCACUUUUCGCCGCCGGUGCCAUCUUCCCCAUCUACCUCAACUUUGUACCUGCCGUGAAGAAACAAGUCGACCCCGUCCCGAACGAGUACCUCCGCCGCCAUCGUCGCCGAUCACGCGCCCAUCCCCGCUCAAUACCCCGUGAGAAAGAGAAUCCUUCUCUAGGUGGCGUGUUUUCCCGUCCUCGCAGCCUGGUCUCGGAUCCCGAUCACCUACCUGAUCUCCCUCUCCCCGAGGAAAUCCACCGAACCUCUCUCGCAAACGACCUGCACGGCACAAAAUCCAACUCGAGUUCGAAUUCGACGUCGAGGAUCUCAGAUACCAAUCAAAGACUCUCGACCCGAAGCAAUGAUUCAUGA
Penicillium canescens is the source of this 2718-nucleotide messenger RNA. Its product is annotated as putative MFS monosaccharide transporter. Gene Ontology annotation, biological process: transmembrane transport. Gene Ontology annotation, molecular function: transmembrane transporter activity. The coding region runs from base 1 to 2718 and encodes 905 amino acids. NCBI's taxonomy places the organism in Eukaryota, Fungi, Ascomycota, Eurotiomycetes, Eurotiales, Aspergillaceae. The record is from RefSeq and is a predicted model, not a curated record. The transcript has 4 exons.